AAUAAUAUAAUUUAACAUAUACAAAAAAUAUGAAUUUUUAUUAUAUCUCUAAUGUGAUUAUUCAAUUUAUGUUAAUAAUAUAAAAUUAAACAAAAAUAAUAGAUGAUACACAAAUUGUUAUCAAAUCUUUCUUAUUUAAAUUAAUUAAUUAUCAGAUAUUUUUUAGUCAUAUUAGAUAAUUCCGUAACUUUUAUUUAAGAAAAAAAUAGAUAAUUUUUUUUUGUAGAUUGCUAAUUAAUUUUAUGGUUAAAUUAAGAGGAUUAAUAAUAAAUAUAGUUUAUGUUUAUUGACCAACAUAUCUGUUUAAAAAUUCUAAAAAUUAUUCUAAUGAUGACAAUCGGCAUAUUUUACAUAUUGUAAUGCUUCUCAGUUAUUAUAUAGAUAUCUAACCUUAUAAACAACUUUUCAAAGAUCCUUUUUGUUUUUGUGUUUGUUAUCAGUGUAUAAAAAGCAUACCACUAAUAGACUCAUGAGCAGAUCUAGAUAGAGGUUAUAGAAGAAAACAUAAACAACAUUUGUCUCCUUCCGGGUAGACAUGCAAGCACUUACCUCUUUCUUCGUCUCUCGUUCCCUCGUCCCGACCACUCCAAGGCGACCUCGAGUGCGACCACUAUCAGUACCUCCCAUGACCGUUUGCAUUGACCAAUCACGCAAUGAGAAAGUGGUUGUCAUCAUGGGAUCCACCGGGACAGGAAAGUCACGCCUCUCAGUCGAUCUUGCAACUCGUUUUUCCGCCGAGAUCAUCAACUCUGACAAAAUGCAAUUCUACAAAGGCUUGGAGAUCACGACGAAUCAAAUCACUAUCCCUGAGCGAUGUGGAGUUCCUCACCAUCUACUCGGUGAGCUUCCUGUGGAUGGCCCCGAACUAACUGCCUCGGAGUUCCGAUCUUUGGCGUCAGGGUUCAUCUCUGAGAUGACCUCUCGUGGGAAGCUCCCUAUAAUAGCAGGUGGAUCUAACUCCUUCAUUCAUGCCCUCCUUGUUGAACAUUUUGACCCUGAAACAAAUCCAUUCUCUAAAACCUUGAUACCUACCGAGUUGAGGUACGAUUGCUGCUUCCUCUGGGUGGACGUCUCAGUCUCAGUCCUGUACCACUACCUCUCAAAACGUGUCGACCAAAUGAUGGAAUCAGGGAUGUUCGAGGAGCUCGCCGAUUUCUACAACUCUAGAGACUCCCGGUCCACAACCCGAACCGGGAUUCACAAGUCUAUAGGAGUACCGGAGUUCGACCGGUACUUCGGAGUCUACCCGCCGGAGAAAAACGACAAGGUGUGUGGGUGGGACCCAGCAAGAAAGGUUGCGUACGAGGAAGCAGUUCAGGAGAUCAAAGAAAACACCUGGAGGCUUUCAAAGAAGCAGAUAGAUAGGAUCAUGAAGCUUAGAAGCAGUGGUUGGGAGAUUCACAGGUUGGACGCUACGGCAUCAUUCAGGGCACAGUCAAGAGAGGUUUGGGACAAGAACGUUUUGGAGAAAAGCGUCAAGAUAGUGAAACGCUUCGUGCUCGAAGACUAGGUGUUUCAAUUUUUCUAUCAUUCUCCUCAUAUUAUCAAUAAAUACAAUUUUUACUAUGUAUCACUUCCUCUCUUUCAGUUUUGUUAUAUUUAAGAAAAAUAUAUCUUUUCUCAAAAAUAAGUGAUGCUCUGAGCUCUCACAACUAUAUAAAAUUAAUGCCAUUAAUAUAUCUCUCAACUAUCUUAUACUACAUAUUAAUUAUCAUAACAAUUUAAUUUAAAUAAAUAUAAAAAGAUUUAACCAAUUAAAGAAACACACGUCCCCUUUUAGAUGAGUUUCUCGAGUUUUCUUUCCGGUACAUCUCCUAUCUUUCCCUUUCUUUAAAGUAAA
Messenger RNA from Brassica napus (rape), 1840 nucleotides. RefSeq names its product adenylate isopentenyltransferase 8, chloroplastic. Gene Ontology annotation, cellular component: mitochondrion. NCBI's taxonomy places the organism in Eukaryota, Viridiplantae, Streptophyta, Magnoliopsida, Brassicales, Brassicaceae. Gene Ontology annotation, molecular function: AMP dimethylallyltransferase activity; tRNA dimethylallyltransferase activity. Gene Ontology annotation, biological process: cytokinin biosynthetic process; tRNA modification. The transcript is spliced from 2 exons. The record is from RefSeq and is a predicted model, not a curated record. Bases 536 to 1510 code for a protein of 324 amino acids.